AUGACGUGCUUAAGGAACCGGGCCAAGGAUCUAUUUUCAAGGGCAUUACCAACAACAUUAGCUUUCAUGCAUUACGGCACUUCAGGGGCUAGUGGUAGUGGUGUGACUUCAUCUGGAAAACCUGAGGUAACCAUUGGAGAGGGAACAGUGUCGCGUCCAAGUCCCAGCUCUACAACUCUCGAAGAUGUGCUUGAUUCUUUGUUGGGCCUUCCUGCUGCCUCCUCAAGGUCUCCAUCCCCAGGUCCUGGCCCCAGGCGGCCCCAGCAGCCACCUCCUGCUCCGCCCCUGCCACCCCCACCCCCACCGCGCCGCAGCUGUGGAGACCUGCACCCAGACCUCGCAGGGUCAGCUAGUGACGGUGAAGUGUGGGCUUCAGGGGUCCUGGCAGCUCCAUAUUAUGUGUCCGACACCCUGAGAAGACGCAGUGAGGGCAGUGACCCCGGCCCUCGCCCAAGCAUCCGCCUCACCAGCACAGCUCUGGCCGGUCGAGCCAGGAGAGUGUCAUUUGACAUGGCUGUCUCCUCCACCACCGCCAACAUGGCUAACACCAACUCACCUGAACGGCCACCUAGUUCUGGGGCCAACACUAUGCAGGGUGAUGAUCAAAAUAUGGUUCGCUGUCGGUAUGGAAAAUGUGGUCGUGCUGCUCCAAUAGCAGAAGCUCGUCGCUGCUUCAAGACUUGUCAUAACUGUGAACAUGUGUAUUGUUCACGUGAAUGUCGUCGAGCUCAUUGGGAAAGACAUCGUAAAACAUGCCUGCAUUCACGUGUUGGUGCCCUCUGCCGUCAGGUGUUAUCUGCGGUGAAGGAGGAUGCAGCCACUCUUCGACAUGUCUCACUUCUUGCUCGCCGGGGUUAUUUGGCCCAAGGCCGUGGUGCUGUAAAACUUUUUUUCUCAAGUCCUGAUCUAGCUGAAAGGUUUGUUGCUCAUGGUUUGCCAGAACUUGGAGAACCUGUGUAUGCCCGAUGGGCAGACUUACUUCCUGCUGAAAUGGGGGCAGAUUUGUAUUCAGAACUUCUUCGAUUGUGCAAAACAUACAACCCCGAUACACGCCUUGUGCUCUAUGUUGCUGUCUGUGUUGUUAGUGAAGCUCCUACCACAGGUGCUGUUAAAUGGGAAAGACAACUUGUGUCCCGAUGUUCAAAGAUGCGUUUGUGUCGAACUUUGAUGGCUUCUAUUGCCUCUGGAAAACAGCAAACCCCAACUCCCCCUCCACCAGUACCCCAAAGACGAUCUUCUCCAUGCAGUAUUACUAGAGACAUGGAAAAUCCAGAGACUCUUAUAUUAACUUCCUUACCCGGAUGUGAAGGGCAAAUGUCUCCAAAACGUGCUAGGGAAAUCAGCUUUACGAAUAUUCAACGCCAUCUUCGUCAAAGAGGAGUUAGUUUAAGAAGGCAUUUCCCAGAUGUAUAUAAGCGACUUUGUGCUUAUGUUGAAGGAACAACUGAACGUUUUACCCCUGUUACCAUAUAUCCCUGUGAUGCAGUAACAGGAAAAAGUUUUAUGUGUAUUAUUAUGCCUGAUGCAGAGCCUGAGAGGCUGGAGUUAGUCCCCCGUGACAGCAGUUGUGUGAAAACCAUUGACAUAAGUAAAGAGCAUGAAAGUACAUAGCACCGAGUUCGACAGAGGCGUGGGCUCUCAACUAUUUCAAUGCCACUGCCAGCACAACCAGGGACUAGUUCAUAGUUGAAAUUGUAGGCCAGCAAAAUUAGACAUAAAAAUACGAAGAAUUAUUAAAAGUGAAAAUACAAGAAUUCUACUGAUUUGCUGUAGAUACUAAAAAAAUAAUAAAGCUAUUGACGAUAAAAUUCUGACAAAAAGAAAGUCUUGUGGAAUUCAUAAUUCUUUCUUUGAUUUAAGGUACAAUUCAAAAUAGAAUGAUAAAUAUUGCUAAAAAAUCUCAUAAUAUAUCAACAUUAAGAAAAUAUAUGUGACUAUUUUAAUUCUGCUUUGAACAAACUGACCAAAUAAUUAAAAGAAAACUAUUUUAUCUUUCUCAAAGAGAUAGCAUUUUUAUGUUAUUUUUUGUUAAUACUUAAAAUGAUUUUACACAUUAUUUCUAAACUUGCACAAGUUAUGUAAUGGUUUCACAAGAGGACUGAUCAUGUGUUAAAAAUUGUUACAAAGUUGUAUACUAUGAAAUAGGUACUUUUAAUUAGUAGCAUGUAUAUCACAAAUUUGUUUCUUUAAAUAAAUAUGUAAUAUUUUUAUUGUUGUUAUUAUUAUUAUUAUUAUUAUUAUUAUUAUUAGCAAGAUAUUUAAAUAUGAG
Messenger RNA from Gryllus bimaculatus (two-spotted cricket), 2269 nucleotides. NCBI's taxonomy places the organism in Eukaryota, Metazoa, Arthropoda, Insecta, Orthoptera, Gryllidae. The record is from the annotation of a GenBank genome assembly.